Messenger RNA from Micromonas pusilla CCMP1545, 1823 nucleotides. RefSeq lists its product as uncharacterized. The record is from RefSeq and is a predicted model, not a curated record. Gene Ontology annotation, cellular component: mitochondrial matrix. NCBI's taxonomy places the organism in Eukaryota, Viridiplantae, Chlorophyta, Mamiellophyceae, Mamiellales, Mamiellaceae. Bases 85 to 1200 code for a protein of 371 amino acids. Gene Ontology annotation, molecular function: ATP binding; ATP hydrolysis activity; ATP-dependent protein folding chaperone. The transcript has 6 exons. Gene Ontology annotation, biological process: protein folding.
GGCGGCGGCGGCGGCGGCGGCGGCCGCUCCCCCGGCGGCCGCGACGGCCGCGGCGCCGGGUCCUCCCGCGGCGGCGUUCUGAACAUGAAACGCCUCCCGACGCCGAAGGAGAUGGUGAAGAUGCUCGACGAGCACGUCGUCGGGCAGACGCACGCGAAGAAAGUUCUCGCGGUGGCGGUGUUCAACCACUACUCCCGCGUGCGCGCCGAGGCCGAGGCGGCGUCGUCGUCGUCGUCGGCGUCGUCUGGCGCCGCGUCCUGCCCGACGGAGGCGGCGUGGCCCGCGGACAAGUCCAACGUCGUCCUCUGCGGCCCCACGGGGUGCGGGAAAACGCUCCUCGCGAAGACGCUCGCGUCGUUCGUGGACGUCCCCAUCGUCAUCGCGGACGCGACGACGUUGACCCAGGCUGGGUACGUCGGCGAGGACGUCGAGUCGCUCUUGUACAAGCUCUUGCAGGAGGCGAGGUUCGACGUGGAGUUGGCGGAGCGCGGCAUCGUGUACAUCGACGAGAUCGAUAAGCUCACGAGGAAGGCGGAGAACGUCGCGAUCACGCGGGACGUCAGCGGCGAGGGCGUGCAGCAGGCGCUGCUGAAGAUGGUGGAAGGGUGCGUCGUGAACGUGCCGGAGAAGGGGGGCAGGAAGAACCCGAGGGGGGAGUUCACGCAGGUGGACACGACGAACAUUUUGUUCGUCUGCGGCGGCGCGUUUUCUGGGCUCGAAACGCAAGUUCGGCACCGGCGGGCUGAAAGUCUCGUGGGUCGACGGCCUGUCAGACCUCGACGUCGACGGGUCCCGAAGCGCGCGGACGCGGACGACGCGCUCGAACGCGUCGAGGCGUGCGACUUCAUCGCCUACGGGCUCAUCCCCGAGUUCGUCGGUCGGUUCCCAGUCGCCGUCCCGCUGCGGUCGCUGAACGAGGACGAGCUCGUGCGCGUCCUCAUGACCCCGCGCCGCGCGAUCGGCCGGCAGUACCAGCGGAUGAUGAAGAUGCUCGGCGUGGAGUUGGAGUUCACGGACGGCGCGAUGUGGGCGACGGCGCGCGCGGCGUUGCGGAGGAACACCGGCGCGAGAGGGUUGCGGACGCUCGUGGAACGGCUGCUCGUGGACGCGAUGUACGAAGUACCGGGGCUCGCGGAGGCGCGUUCAUAUUUACACUGGUCCCCAUACGACCGCGUCGGCGUGGUGAGCGCCGAUCCUUAAGGACUUUUGCCGUCGUCUCUCUCCGCCCACCCCUCGCUUUCAUUCCCCGCCAUCGACGCCUUUCAACGCCAACUGACGCCUUUGAACUCCACCCCUACGUUCGCUCGUAUAGAACGACCCUGAGGAGGAGGAGGAGGAGGAGGAGGAGGGCGGUGGCGACGGCGCGGGGACGCGGCGACCGCGGCUGCGGCUCGUGAAGGUUGUCGUGGACGAGGAGGGCGUCCGACGCGGGCUCAGGCUCGGCGGGAAGGCGGCGGUGGGGGGCGGCGAGAGAGGCGAGGGAGGAGGAGGUGGACGCGAAGAGGAAGAGGAAGAAGAACGCGAAGAGACGGACGACGGCUGCCGCGUCUUCACGCGGCGCGUCGGCGGCGCGAAGCUCGUGUUCCGCGAGACGACCGAGAGUUUGAAGAAGAAGAAUGCGAAGAGACGGUCGGCGAUCGAGGUGGCGGCGGACGAGGAGGAGCCCGAGGAAGAAGCCCGGGAAGCGACCGUGUGACCGACGACGGACCGCGACGCUCUGUUGACGGAAGUACUUUCGUACGAAAGUACUUUCGUACUUUCGUUCUUGUAUGAUGUCCACACCCUGAAUGUGUAACGUGUACGCUAAGAUGACGCAUCACUCG